AUGGAGCUCUGUGAUGGGAAUCUAAGCCAAAGGAUCCGGGCCCCGGCGCUGCCGUCCCAUCGGGGUCCCUCUGACUUAAAUUCACCUUCUCCUACUCAAGUCCCUCACACCGGGUUUGGUUCCAUCCCACUCAAUAGCAAAAGCGGUAUUCCCCCAACGAGCAGCGUCGCGGGUUUGACACCUAUUGGUCCAAAGGAGGCGGUUUUGAUUAUCCACGACAUUGCCUGCGGUAUCGCCUAUCUUCAUAAACAGGGCAUCAUCCAUCGUGAUAUAAAGCCGGCGAAUAUUUUGUUCACCAAUGACGUUGCCAAGCUUGGCGACUUCGGCUCGGCUGUCAGGGUUCACGAGAAGCGACCUCUGACGAACAUGAAGGGCACACUUUCCUACAUGGCCCCCGAGGUCAUCCUGGGCGAUCCGUACGGAAAGCCGUGUGAUAUGUGGUCUUUUGGCUGCGUGUUGGCUGAUAUCAUGGGGCUCGACCUGGCCCACGUGAUCGGAUUGCAUAUUCCAGCCCUCAUUGAGUUGUAUGGAUCACUGAGCAUGGACGAGAGCCUGCCCGUGACGAUAGCCAACCUCACCCUUUCUCGUCUGGAAGAUGUGGCCCCGGCUACCACCUCACGCGGUGUCCUUGAGGCCGUGCGUGCGGCAUCAACCCAAGCCGCAAAGGAGCGAGAUGAGUUGGGGAGUCUUUUUACCAACCCCAACACCCCCAAAUCGACCCCCGAAAAGUCCCCUUUUCCCUGCACCCACGGCAGCGUAUCGGAGCCUCAGGUCUUGAAUGUCACUUCGAUGGUGCCGUCAAACGAUUUUUCACGCUCCCGGGGGCCACGUUCCCCCUUCCAUCUCGGCGCUAGCAAUGGAGGGGGGGUGGACUACAUGACGCGAAGCUGCAGUAUGUCCCCGCAGCUCCCCGCGACCUUACCCAUCGAAGACCCCAUCGGCGUCCCACUUAUGAUGCGGCACACCCGAUUUUUGUAUGAAUUUCCAAGUAAUUCCGACAGACGCCAACCCCAUCCAGCCAACAAAGGUCGCUUCGACCCCACCACGGAAAGUUCCACCCUGACGGUCGCCCGCACAGUCAUUUGCAUCAGUAUUAAUAAAAACUCGAUUAUCAGUACGCAAAUGGUCUCCCUCCCUCGUUCUUUGGUGGAACUUCUAGAGUCGUUAUUUCAUCGUGAUCCCGCCAAGCGGAUGACGAUUGAGGAAUUGCUGGAGCAUCCGGUCUCAUGGAACGUUGAAUGGAUGACAAACGUGACGAACGCUCUUCAACAGGUAAACGAAAGCAUAAUGAGUGCUAAUAAUGCAGGAAGCAAUCCUGGUGUCUCUUCGUCGUACUCUUUGAAUAACGCACGUUUAGCACAGCAGAUGGGCGGCGAUCGGGUGGUAGGAAUCGGUUCAAGAGGCAAUGCAUUUGAAGAAAAGUUAUCACUCUCACUGAAUUCUUCCCCGUUAUUCGUAUCCGAUGAUGCUGGCACUCAAAAAGUAUAA
Messenger RNA from Phytomonas sp. Hart1, 1488 nucleotides. The record is from the annotation of a GenBank genome assembly. NCBI's taxonomy places the organism in Eukaryota, Euglenozoa, Kinetoplastea, Trypanosomatida, Trypanosomatidae.